Molecule: messenger RNA, 3363 nt
Organism: Tigriopus californicus
Lineage: Eukaryota; Metazoa; Arthropoda; Copepoda; Harpacticoida; Harpacticidae
Product: IQ motif and SEC7 domain-containing protein 1-like
Exons: 1
Coding region: 430-3333 (967 amino acids)
Biological process (GO): regulation of ARF protein signal transduction; actin cytoskeleton organization
Molecular function (GO): guanyl-nucleotide exchange factor activity
Source: RefSeq, a predicted model, not a curated record
UUGCAAAGAGUAAAGAGUUGCUGAUCAACUAUUUCGUAUCUUUCAUUCUGCUUCUAAGUCAUUGUUCAUUGGUGUGGUGGUCAGAUUUAAUGUGAGAAAGGAAGUAACUAAAUUCAGACAUUUGCUUUAUCGCUUGCUUACGGCAGUGUGCUCUCUUACUUCUGUCAGUCAAUAAUAUCCAACGUCUAAGGAUUUGUUUUUCAUCCCCACGGGAGACGAGCUCUCUGUGUUGUACGUAGAUAGAUAGCCCUUGAGAGCGUCACUUCCCAUCAUACAUGCCAUACAACGCUUCCUACUCUCGUCAUAUGUGCGCUUUCCAAGCGUUUCUCAACGAAGAGGAAGGAACAACAACCAACCAGCGAUAGCUGAGAUCUCCAUGAACGACAGGCGAAUUUUCUGGUGAGUCUCGCUUUGCUUUAGGAGUUCGUCAUGGCGCUUUCAGUUGCACCCUCAUCCGCUCCCAUGGCCCUCGCCUUCCCGUCCUCCCCUCCCUUUUCACAUUCUCGCUCCCAUCACGACUGUACUCGUCACCAAGCUGUGAAUUUCAAACAAGAGGCGUUGCUUCAUAACAACGCUUUUUCGCAUCUAAAGCUAAGCCACACUGCCACAGAACUCGGCCCAGAUAAUCGUCAUUAUCCCCAUCUUCAUCAUCAUCAUCAUCAUCCAACACAACCAACGACAAAUUCCACCAUGAGCCGUGACUACCAGUGCCAUAAUCAUCUGAGAGAACCUCUUUACGCUGUCGUGAAUAAGCGUCCGAAAUAUGCUUCGAGCCCUCAAUUCGUGAAAAACAGCGGUAAAGUGCCUUCACAAUUUGAAAUCCAACAUAGCGAAAGUGAAUUGCUCCACCGAUGUGCUAUCGUAAUACAACGUGCAUAUCGAGCGUACCGACUCCAUAAACAAUUUUCAAAGCUCAUGACUUUAGCGCUGUCCUCGGAUCAGCUUGAAAAUAGAGAGCUUCUACACAAAAUGGAGGAUCAACGCGCAAACUCCACAACCAACUCACAAAUGCGAGAUUUGAGAUUGAACUCACCCAUUAAUGCAAUUGAUAAGCUAAUUCUAGAAGCUGCUGGAAUUCCCAUUGACACAAAAGUUAAGGCAAAAUCUGCUUCUCAGCCUCUACGAAGAUCGAUGUCGCUGCGAAGUAAGCAGAAUAAGGACAUUGGCCAUCGACGAUCCAGAUCAGUUGUGCGAGAGGUUGCAAAGAAUGGAGCAGACGAAUUUCAGACUGGAUUGACGGUUCCACCAUGUCCUCCCCUCCGAGGUGAGGAAUUUUACAACAUUCCGGAGCAUAUCGACAAUCAAAUGUAUGUGACAAGAGAUUCCCUGUACUCGAACGAUGUGUCGUUUCAUCAAGAACGACCUCGACCUCCCCAAAGAACAGUGUCCUUUCUAGCGCAUGAAACAUUGCCUAGAAAAAUAUCUUUCCUCAAAGAAAGAGAACUCUGCCUCCGUAUGACGCAGAAAUCAGAGCCAUCGCGUCAGUACGAUCCAAGGCUUCAAAUUCACUCUGAUACCAAUCUUUACAGGCAUGAACCUGCCUCAGACCUCCUUCAGGAAAGAUACUUUCAUUAUGCUGGCCAACCGUGUCAAUCCGGGGCUUCCACCACUGAUCAAGGCCUUAUCGAUCAACAACAUACACGAUCAUUUUCUAGUCCCGCUCCAAUACCGAGUUAUUCGAAAGAUGCUCAAAGUCCCUUGCUCCAUCCCCCGGAAGCGACGAGACGAACCGAGUCACCUCUACCACCCCCACCGUACAUGUCACCGCCGGCUCAUAGAUCACCUCCUGACCUUCCAUUGCCAUCACCCCCUCCUGUGGAAAUAGAAAUGCCUCCACCUGCUGCAGUCCCCUCAAUGGUAGCCAUUCCAAACUAUAUAUCGUGCCCAAAUCGUGUUCAAAGUGACCGAGCCUCUUCCUCAUCAAGCAUUGAUAGUGGUUAUGGUCGAUCUUCAGCGAUGGAGUCGAUCAAGGUGGAGCAUGGUCAAUCGAAAGGCAUGAAUCAGCCAUCAUCACCCCAAGCCUUCAAGGAACUUUCCAACCAAUAUAAUUCUUCACCUUCUCGAGAGCUUGAGAUGGAUUCAAAUCUUCAGAACAUGAUUAAUCACGCUCGCCAAGCCAUGUCGCCGAUCGAGGCAUUUUCUUGGACUACAAUCACUAAUCCCAUUCAGGGUAAAGGCAAAAAAACAGUUCGAAUUCAAAUCCCCGAGCCUGUGUCCUCCAGCCAUCCCUCUGAAUUGCUUGUCACCGACCAAGUAAAGCGAGAGGAUAACGACGACAGCUUUCGUCGCCGACAAUAUCGAGUUGGACUGACCUUAUUUAACCAGAAUCCCGAUAUUGGCAUAGAGUAUUUACUGAAGAAGCAGUUCUUGGACUUCUCGCCAGCAGCUACUGCGGCCUUUUUACUGGGAAGGAAGGGAUUGAGCAAACGAGUGAUUGGCGAAUACCUUACAAACCUUCAAAGACCGUUCAAUUUGGCGGUCCUCCAUUGCUUCAUACAUGGAAUGGACUUUACUGGUCUACAUCUUGAUAUCGCUUUGCGCCAACUGCAAGAAGAGGUUACUUUACCUGGGGAGGCUCAAAAGAUCGAAAAGAUAGUAGAAGUAUUUUCCAAACGCUAUAUUCAAUGCAAUCAAAUGUUUGUAGCCGGAUUCCGAUGCCCUGACACGAUCUUUGUUCUAAGUUACGCCAUCGUGUUGUUGAACACCGACCUCCAUAGUCGAGCUGUCCGGUCCAGUCGUCGAAUGAGACGGGAGGAUUUCAUCAGGAAUCUCAAAGGUGUCGAUUCAGGUCAGGAUUUGGAUCUGGAGAUGCUUCAAGGGAUAUACGACCGGAUUCGAAACACAGAGUUUAGGGUUGGGUCUGACCAUGUCACUCAGGUGAAUAAAGUUGAGGAAAGUAUCACUGGCAAAGGCCGCAAUGAAUUGGCCUUGGCUGAGCCCCAUCGUCGAUUGGUUUGCUUUUGCAGGCUCACCGAAGUCAUGGAUAUCAACCGACAAGAAAAAAAGGCUGGCGUCCAUCAACGAGGAGUGUUCCUUUUCAACGACGUUUUAGUGAAUACCAAGACCAUAGUGAGUAAAAAGAAAACGCAACACCAAUAUCGAGGGACGAUUUUGUUGAAUGAAAUACGAGUUGCUCCAUUCAGCUCAGCUCACUUCACAUGUGGAAUCCAGUUGCAAGAUCGUCUUACUGGGAAAGUGGUUCUCACUUUUAAUGCACGAAGUCAUAACGAUCAACAAAGAUUCUUGUCCGAUCUGCAAGAGUCAAUUGCUGAAACAGUCGACUUUGAACGUGCUAAAAUGUUUAUGAAUUCACCCGAGGAAUCGUUAUGUUGAUAAGCGAAAUACAUGUUUUUGAACAUUGCA